Messenger RNA from Lonchura striata (white-rumped munia), 1665 nucleotides. Lineage: Eukaryota; Metazoa; Chordata; Aves; Passeriformes; Estrildidae. The record is from RefSeq and is a predicted model, not a curated record.
UGGCAGGAAAAUGGAGUACAUCUGGUCUGAGUGGACAUAAACAAGUCUGCAGAGCCCUUUUCUCUGUGUAAAGCCACUUCCCCAGAAGGUGUGUUCAGGAAAUGACAGAAGGGCUAUAAAGGGACCCCAAGAUGCUCAUACCCUCACCUGGCUUUGGGCAUGGCUGUGCAGAGUUUCCUGCAGUAUGUGGGCUCCAGCUCACUGCUCUGUUUGGCAGCAGGGCUGUUUGCUCUCCUUUACUUUCUCUCCAGCUCCAAGAAGUCGGUUUGCAAUUUGCCUCCUGGGCCACGACCUCUUCCUCUGAUUGGGAACCUGAACGUGGUGGACCUGAAAAAGCCAUUCCAGUCACUGACAGAGCUCUCCAAGAUAUAUGGCAACGUCUUCACGGUGUAUUUUGGACCCAGGAGGGUCGUGGUACUGGCUGGAUAUGAAACCAUCAAGGAUGCCCUUUUAAAUCAUGCUGAAGAGUUUGGAGAGAGAGCAGAAAUACCCAUAUUUAGGAAAAUGACACAAGGAAAUGGCAUAGCAUUCAGCCAUGGAGAGGUGUGGAAAACUCUGAGAAGAUUUACCUUGUCUACACUACGAGAUUUUGGAAUGGGAAAGAGAACCCUUGAGAUCCGAAUCCUGGAGGAAGUAAAUUCCCUUAUCAAAUAUUUUGAAUCCUAUCAUGGGAAACCAUUUGAUACAAAAAUGAUACUCAACAAUGCUGUAUCCAAUGUCAUCUGCUCUAUAUUGUUUGGAGAGAGGUUUGAAUAUGAUGAUCCAGUAUUUCUAACUUUGCUGAAGCUGAUAAAUCAAAAUACUAAGUUGUUGGGCUCCCCUAUGGUGCAGUUAUAUAACUUCUACCCAUCCCUUGGAUUUCUGUCUGGAGCUUCCAAGACUGUGCUACAAAAUAUCCUUGAAUUGAAUGCUUUUCUCCAGAAGCUCUUCCAGGAACACAAAGAGGAGCUUAAUGAAAAUGACUUAACAGGCUUUGUCGAUGCCUUUCUGGUAAAGCAAAAACAGGAGUCAAAGAAACCACACACUGCAUUCAGCAAUGGAAACCUGAUGUUUUCAACCCUGGACCUCUUUGCUGCUGGGACUGAGACUACAUCCACAACUGUUCGCUGGGGGCUGCUUCUGAUGAUGAAAUACCCAGAAAUUCAGAGAAAGAUUCAGGAAGAAAUGAACCAUGUCAUUGAACCAGGAGAGCUGCCUAAGUUGGAGGACAGGAAAAAAAUGCCUUACACAGAAGCAGUAAUACAUGAAAUACAAAGGUUUGCCAAUAUUGUCCCCAUGGGCGUAUCACGAUCGACUCCCAGUGAUGUGAAUUUCCGAGGCUACGUGAUUCCUAAGGGUACUGAGAUUAUUCCACUGCUGACCUCUGCUCUGAAUGACGAGUUGCACUGGAAAACCCCGGAUCAGUUCAACCCUUCCCAUUUCCUUGAUGCCAAUGGGAACUUCAUUAGGAGAGAAGCAUUUAUUCCAUUCUCCAUAGGGAGAAGGGCUUGCCUUGGUGAAGGACUGGCCAAAAUGGAGCUGUUCCUCUUUUUUUCGGGCUUGCUCCGCAAAUUUGUUUUCCAGCCUCCUCCAGGAGUGGAGAAGUCAGACCUGGAUCUCACUGCUGAUGUUGGCUUUACCUUGACUCCCAUGCCUCACCUGGUUUGUGCUGUGCCCUGUGAAUGA